Molecule: messenger RNA, 1044 nt
Organism: Arxiozyma heterogenica
Lineage: Eukaryota; Fungi; Ascomycota; Saccharomycetes; Saccharomycetales; Saccharomycetaceae
Gene: ERG20
Product: bifunctional (2E,6E)-farnesyl diphosphate synthase/dimethylallyltranstransferase
Exons: 1
Coding region: 1-1044 (347 amino acids)
Biological process (GO): trans, trans-farnesyl diphosphate biosynthetic process
Cellular component (GO): cytoplasm
Molecular function (GO): (2E,6E)-farnesyl diphosphate synthase activity; dimethylallyltranstransferase activity
Source: RefSeq, a predicted model, not a curated record
AUGUCUGAUAAGAGAGCUAGGUUCUUAAAGGUGUUUCCAACAAUUGUCGAGGAUUUAACUAAUGCCUUAAAGGCAUACAAAAUGCCACAAGAAGCCAUUGAUUGGUUUACCCGUUCUUUAAAUCAUAACACACCAGGCGGUAAAUUGAAUCGUGGUUUGUCUGUAGUUGACACAUAUCAAAUUUUGACAGGUAAACAAGAUUUAGAUGAUGAAGAAUAUAAAAAAGUUGCCUUACUUGGAUGGUGUAUCGAGUUACUACAAGCCUACUUCUUAGUUGCUGAUGAUAUGAUGGACCAUUCUAUCACCAGACGUGGUCAACCAUGUUGGUACAGAGUCGAAGGCGUCUCCGAUAUCGCCAUUAACGACGCCUUCAUGUUAGAAGCCGCGAUCUAUUAUCUAUUGAAGAAAUAUUAUCGUCAAGAGAAAUACUAUGUUGAUUUGAUGGAAUUGUUCCAUGAAGUUACUUUUCAAACUGAAUUGGGUCAAUUGUUAGAUUUGAUUACUGCUCCUGAAGACCACGUUGAUUUAUCUAAGUUCUCUCUAUCCAAACAUUCCUUUAUCGUCAUCUUUAAGACUGCCUACUAUUCUUUCUAUUUACCUGUCGCCUUGGCCAUGUACGUGGCAGGUAUUACAGACCCACGCGACUUAAAGCAAGCACAAGAUGUUUUGAUCCCAUUAGGUGAAUAUUUCCAAAUUCAGGAUGACUAUUUAGACUGUUUUGGCACACCAGAACAGAUCGGUAAAAUCGGUACAGAUAUUCAAGACAAUAAAUGUUCAUGGUUGAUCAACAAGGCUUUGGAAUUGGCUUCUCCAGAACAACGUGCCGUUUUAGAUAAGAACUAUGGUCAAAAGGACAAUGCAGAAGCCGAGUCGAAGGUUAAGCAAGUGUUCAAUGAAUUGAAUUUGGAACAAUUAUACAAGGACUACGAACAAGACAUUGCUACUAAAUUGAAAGAUAUGAUUGCCAAGACUGAUGAAUCCCGUGGUUUCAAGGGUCAAGUAUUGACUGAAUUUUUAAACAAGGUUUAUAAGAGAGAUAAAUAA